AUGGCAUAUGGUUAUGCAGCUGAUGCGUUUGACGAAUACCUCCGACUUUCUGAAUGUGUGGCGCUAGCAUGCUUGGACAAUUUUAUAGAUUCAAUCGUAAAUUUAUUUGGAGAUGAGUACUUGAGAAGACCCACACCAGCAGAUCUUCAAAGACUACUCGACAUUGGCGAGUAUCGCGGAUUUCCUGGCAUGAUAGGAAGCAUCGAUUGCAUGCAUUGGGAAUGGAAGAAUUGUCCCACCGCAUGGAAAGGUCAAUACACCCGCGGAUCUGGAAAGCCCACUAUCGUUUUAGAGGCGGUGGCUUCAUAUGAUCUCUGGAUCUGGUAUGCUUUCUUUGGACUACCAGGUACAUUAAACGAUAUCAAUGUUCUUGACCGAUCUUCAGUCUUUGAUGAUAUUUUGCAUGGUCGAGCUCCUAAAGUUAAAUACAGUGUCAACGGACAUGAUUAUAAAUUGGCUUACUAUAUGACGAAUGAUAUAUAUCCAAAAUGGUCUACUUUUAUCCAAUCUAUUCCACUGCCACAAACUCCAAAAGCAUCUUUAUUUGAGAGACAACAAGAAGUUGUGCGUAAAGAUGUAGAGCGUGCUUUUGGAGUUUUGCAGGCUCGAUUUGCCAUAAUCAAAAACUCGGCUCUUAUUUGGGAUAAAGUAAAAAUUGGGAAAAUAAUGAGAGCGUGUAUCAUACUGCACAAUAUGAUAGUAGAGGACGAACGAGAUGGGUACACUCUUUUUGAUAAAACUGAGUUCGCACAAAUGGAGUCAAGUAGAGGUUCAGAAGUUGACUACACGCUUCCAACACCGAGGCCUUUAUGUGUCGUUACUAUGCUCAAUAAUCGAAAGGAUGUCCGUGAUCGAGAAAAACAACAACGCUUGGAAGAUGAUUUGGUUGAGAAUAUUUGGGCAAAAUUUGGAGCAAAUCACUAUUAA
Messenger RNA from Camelina sativa (false flax), 927 nucleotides. Lineage: Eukaryota; Viridiplantae; Streptophyta; Magnoliopsida; Brassicales; Brassicaceae. The record is from RefSeq and is a predicted model, not a curated record.